GACGCGCACGGAGGCGGCGUUGCGCUCAAAGCUACUCUGUUUUAUCUGUAACUGUCUGUGUGCAGGUUACAGUGUCUCUGUGCGUUUGAGUGAUAAAGUCAGCGUCUGAGUCCGAGUCUCAGGAGGCUGUCGAAGGAGUUCACCUGCAGGCUGUCACCAAUGGAAACCAGACAACAAGAGUUGUACUCUAGCGUUCUGGGUGAUGCAGUGGUGGACUGGGGCAGCAUGGGUCCAGAGGAGGCGUGGGUUAACUCAGUCACAGGAGAGUGGGAGCAGGGGUUUAUGGAUUCCCAGCCACUGAGGGAGGCUGAAGAAGACUUGGUAUCAGAAGUGAAUCUGAACAGCACCAACAUGACAGAAGAAGAGCGGGAGGAGAUUCACCAAGAACUGGCCAAACUGGAAGAGGAGAUCAACACACUGAGGCAGGUUCUGUCGUCCAAGGAGAAGCAGCAGGCAGAGCUCAGACAGAAACUGGGCGUCAAUCCUCUGAGCGAGUUCAAGAACAACCUGAGCAGAGGCUGGCAAGACAUGCAGACCUCCACGGCCUACAAGAAGACAUCGGAAACGUUGUCCACGGCAGGACAGAGGACAUCAACCGCCUUCAGCAACUUUGGUACAGCCAUCAGCCGGAAGCUUGGAGACUUAAGAAACUCUUCCAGCUUCAAGUCCUUUGAAGAAAAGGUUGAAAACACUGUGUCCACUAUCAAGACAAAAGUCGGUGGCACAGGCAGCGGCAGCAGCUUUGAAGAAGUCCUCUCGUCCGCCGCUAACGCCAGCUCACAAGACACGCCCACUAACAACUUAACGGACGUUUCCGAGAGUCCACGUUAGAGAUGUUUCCAGAUGAGGAGCAACUCUUUGCUGCAUCACAGCGUUUUGUAGAAUAUGUACAUCUAAUAAAAGCUCUGACCUAAAUAAUAUUACAGAAUACUUACACAUACUUAAAAAAAAAAAAUUCAGUCACUUAUCCAAACCACAGCAUCAAAGUGUCGUCCUGGGUGAAGACAGGUUUUAGAAAAUCAAGCUAAAUAUCAGAUGGUGGAGAAAAUAUAUUGAAGUGACUUGGAAUGUGACAAAUGUACUGGUGACAGUGAGUAUCAGUUCUCAACAGACUCAGUUACGACCCUAUGACCUCUACUGUCCAUUUGAAGAGAUUAAUGCAAAUGCUAACCUUUGUGAUCUAGGGCUGCAGCUGAGAUGUAAUUACACUGUUGUUAGUACACGUGAUAGGUUAAGAAGUUCAUACUGCGUUUCUCACUACUGUGAAUUAAUAAUUUUACGUGUUAAAACUUGAU
This is a messenger RNA of Cynoglossus semilaevis (tongue sole), 1295 nucleotides long. It is a transcript of the gene tpd52l1, whose product is annotated as tpd52 like 1. The transcript is spliced from 7 exons. Gene Ontology annotation, biological process: positive regulation of MAP kinase activity; positive regulation of apoptotic signaling pathway. NCBI's taxonomy places the organism in Eukaryota, Metazoa, Chordata, Actinopteri, Pleuronectiformes, Cynoglossidae. Bases 160 to 831 code for a protein of 223 amino acids. Gene Ontology annotation, cellular component: cytoplasm. The record is from RefSeq and is a predicted model, not a curated record.